AAAAAAAACAAAAAAAAAAACCAUACAUUAAUUUUAGCACCAACCAAAUCUUAUUUUAACAUAAAAAUCCCAGCUCAUGAGCAACUUUUGUAAGCUUUUACCUGCCAAUUACACUUCCCUUUUAAAUACUCUCACAUUUUAGAUCUUCUUUACCAAUUGUCACUCUCUCACCUCUUCUCUGUACUCUCCUUUUUCAGGAAUUUGGUGAAUUUUUGGCAAAUCUGUGACUUUUGAGUAUUUCUUAAAAUAGCAAAAAUGGAGAAAACCAUGGUACUCUUAUUUGCUACUACUUUGUUGAUGUUGAGUUCUCCUUUGGCCAAUGCUGAAAAGAAGGGCAAACCUGUUGCAAGUCCGACUCCAACCCCAUCUCCGGCCCCGGCACCAGCUCCAGACUAUGCAAACCUGACUGAAUUACUGAGUGUUGCUGGCCCUUUCCAUACAUUCUUAAACUACCUAGAAUCCACCAAAGUGCUUGAAACCUUGCAAAACCAAGCCAACAACACUGAUGAAGGCCUUACCCUCUUUGUACCCAAGGACAGUGCCUUCUCAGCCCUUAAGAAACCUUCUCUGUCCAACCUCACUCAUGACCAGCUUAAGCAGUUGUGCCUCUUCCAUGCCCUGCCACACUACUACUCUCUCGCCGAGUUCAAGAACCUCAGUACCAUAGGGCCUGUCAACACCUUCGCUGGUGGUGAUUACACCUUGAACUUCACCGAUGUCUCGGGCACAAUCCAUCUGACUUCAGGAUGGAGUGUCACCAAGGUUAGCAGCAGUGUAUAUUCUACUGAACCUGUUGCCAUUUACCAGGUUGACAAGGUGCUCCUUCCUGAGGCCAUCUUCGGAACCGACAUUCCUCCUAUGCCAGCCCCAGCACCGGCUCCAGAAAUUGCUCCUGCUGCUGCUGAUUCUCCUGCAGAUGUGACCAAAGACGGAGACUCACCAGCUGCCUCAAAACCCUUAGAUUCUUCAGCCUCCUGUCGAGUCAUGGCUAGCUUGGUUCUUGCAUUAGCAGGACUUGCCCUGUUCUUGUAAGAAGGGAUUUUGUUGGUCAUUUAACUUAUAUGAAGUGGGUAUUUUCCCAAUAGUAGUACCUUUGAUUGUUUCAUCAUUCUUUUAUUCCACCCUUUUUCGACGAGAUUAUAUUGAAAAACAUUGUAUGUGAAUGUGAGAUUGGUUUCCAAAACCUUUUGUCAAUGUCCAAUUUUAGUUCUUCUUCAGAUUUGUUGGUUCUGUUUUUUUUUCCUUCUUGACAUAAAAAAAUGUCUAUCAUGUUAUACACUUUGAUUCCUGAUUAAAUGUACAAAUGUGCAAUAGUAUA
Chenopodium quinoa (quinoa) is the source of this 1318-nucleotide messenger RNA. RefSeq names its product fasciclin-like arabinogalactan protein 7. The transcript is spliced from 2 exons. The coding region runs from base 256 to 1032 and encodes 258 amino acids. NCBI's taxonomy places the organism in Eukaryota, Viridiplantae, Streptophyta, Magnoliopsida, Caryophyllales, Amaranthaceae. The record is from RefSeq and is a predicted model, not a curated record.